Lethenteron reissneri (Far Eastern brook lamprey) is the source of this 2286-nucleotide messenger RNA. Its product is annotated as histone-lysine N-methyltransferase 2D-like. Gene Ontology annotation, biological process: regulation of apoptotic process; innate immune response. Lineage: Eukaryota; Metazoa; Chordata; Hyperoartia; Petromyzontiformes; Petromyzontidae. The record is from RefSeq and is a predicted model, not a curated record. Gene Ontology annotation, cellular component: cytoplasm.
GCCUCGCGACAUCAACGACCCUCCCACAGCAGCGCAGCGGAAUCAGCAACAACGACGUCAAUCCCGCCACUGAGGCCUACACCGCCAUGCAGCCUGCGGCCUCUGCCCAAGCCGCGUCGCAUUCUGCGGGGGAGAUUCAGGCGAGGGGUCGGUGGCUGCGGCGAGGAGGAGGAGGAGGAGGAUGAAGCGAUGCAGUUGCUGACCAUCGUAACCGGCGAUCUCAUCUCCGGCUACGUGGCUCACCUGACGCAGCAGACGGAGCAGCAGCAGCAGCCUCUGCUGCAGCAGGGGCUGCAGCAGCAGCUGCAGCAGCAGCUUCAGCAGUUGCAGGAGCAGCUCCCGGCGGUGCAGCAACAUCUCCUGCUGUCGCAGCAGCAGCAGCAGUGGAUGGAGAAGCUCUGGCAGCAGCAAUUCCAGCACAUGCAGCAGGUGCAGGAGCAGCUCCAGCAGGUGCAGCGGCAACAGGAGCUUGUGCAGCAGCUGCAGCAGCAGGAGCAGCUCCUGGAUGUGCAGCAGCAGCAGCAGCUGCUGCAGGAGCUGCAGAAGAAGUAUCAGCUCCAGGAGGUGCAGCUGAUGCGUCGGUUCAAGCAGCUGCACCAAAUGCAGCAGGAGCAUUUCCAGCAGUUGCAGCAGUUCAAGGAGUGGCAGGAGCUGCAGCGGCAGGCGCGGCAAAUCCAGCGGCAGCUCCGGGAGGUGCGCUCGCUGCUCCAGACCUCCCGGCGGCUGGUGCGGAUGCGUGUGGAGCUUCUGCAGGAGGCGCUCGACACCCGAGGAGACGCGUUGCUGGCAGAGUUCGAAGCCUCCAUCCCAGACUUUGUGAGGCGCGCGGAGGAGCUGGCGAAGCAAGUGGACCCGCGCCGGCUGGUCGUGACCCUGGCCUGGCAGGUUCUCACCGCGGGGCCCAUGAGCUGGGGCUGCGUGCUGUCCAUGGUGGUGUUUUGCGCGCUGCUCGUCAAGAACCUGAGGGCCUCCGGUCGUCUGGGCGACUCGGAGGAGACUUGGCCCUUGACGGACGCGGUGGCCGCUGUGCUGUUGACCACAUGCAAGACCUGGCUCAUGGAACAGGGAGGCUGGGAAGCCCAUCACAUCGGGGAAGCUCGCUUGGACGCUGACUCGACGCUUCCUGAAGGACGAUUGGAGGAAGCUUUGGACGGUUUCGGUUGGCGUCCACCGCCCGACACGUCCGGCUCGGAGCUGGCGCCUUCCCCGCCGGCGCCCCGGCAAGCGGAAGCGCUGCCGCACGAGCUCCACGCCCUCGCGCAGCCGGUGCCCCUUGGGCGACGACGACCGAGCUGCGUUCCUCGGGUGCCGUCGGUGGUCGGAGGAGGCGCUGUCGCCGUCGUCGCCGUGGCCGCCCCGCAGGUCCGCCGACUUGUGCAGGGAGCCGGCCCAGCUGCCGUGGCCGAGCUUGCAGAUGCGCGCCUUCCGCUGCUGGUACCGGGGCCCGCCCAGCUCGCCCGGCCGCCAGCCCAGGGCGCCGGCCGUUGGCUCGGCCGCCGCGCUCCACCGGCCGGCGCCGCGCUGCGGGCGCAGGUCCGUGGAGAUGGAGGUCAGGGCGCGGCGCUGGAACUCGUGCUCCCCGUUGGUGGACUGCUGCUGCUGCUGCUGCAGGUUUGGCGAUUUCCCGCGACGAUCGCCGGCGCCAGGAUGGACGUGGGGGCCAGACGCUCUCCACCGCCGCUCGGCAUCGUCACCGCCGUCAUGGCCGUCGUCGUCAUCGUCGUCGUGGUGGCGGCGCGAGGUGUCAUAGUGAGCGAUGGACGCGGGCCGCACCAGCGCGGGCAGCGCACCGCCGCCGCCGCCCACCGCCGAGCCCACCGCGCCGCCCGCCCCGCCGCCGACACCGUACGCCGUGGCCGCCGGGACGGGCACUGCUGGUUCAUACCGCACGCUCAGGUUGGCGCGGGCAGCCUCCGCCUUCCUCUCGCGCCUCUGCAGCAGCGCGAUGUAGGCGGUCGCCUUGUCGGCGCCGAGUGGCGCCGCUACGGUCGCGGUCACCUCGUCGUCCGCGCCGGCGUCGUCGUGGCGACGGUGGCGGCGGGCGCCAUCGCUCAUCGGAGGAGGUUUUCCGUCGGGCGACGCGGCGGCGUCGCGGUCGUCGCCGGCGCCUCGCCGGUGCAGGAAUGCGGAGCUCUGCAUGGCGACGGCGUGCAGCGGGCUCGGGUAGCGGUACACCUCGGAGCUGUCCCGCGAGCGCAGGUCGCAGUGGAAAUGCGGGUCGGGGUCACGACCCGGGGCGGAGGUCACGGGGUCGGCGAGCCCGACCGGGGACGUCCGCGCGUCUGA